AUGGAGUGAGUUAUCGAUUUUAUUGGUGGCAGUACUGACAGCGCUUCCUUUUUGUACUAUGCAAUUUCAGAGAAGAAGAUUAUGACCAGGGGGAGACGACCACAAAAAAGAAUAAAGAGAAUGGAAGAGAAUUCCGAAAUCACAAGCCAGAUGACGAAGUAGGAACGCAGAAGACGGCUGUCGACAUGGACAUCGUUCAACGAGAAAUCGCCGAUCACUUGAAGGUGGGUCUUCAGUCGUUUUUUUAACGCCAUCCUUUUUUCAUUAUAGGAUGUUCUACACGAGAAGGCGAUUGACAGUGUCGAUUUGGCGAUGUUGGCCCCGAAAAAAAUUGAUUGGGAUCUGAAACGUGAUAUCGAAUCGAAAAUGCUGAAACUUGAACGGAGGACACAAAAAGCAGUGGCUACAAUCAUCAGGCAAAGAUUGGCCGAAGGAAAAGGCGAUCUCGCGUCGACAGUGAACGCUGCUGCCGCACAAAAUCUGUAA
Caenorhabditis sp. 36 PRJEB53466 is the source of this 486-nucleotide messenger RNA. The record is from the annotation of a GenBank genome assembly. NCBI's taxonomy places the organism in Eukaryota, Metazoa, Nematoda, Chromadorea, Rhabditida, Rhabditidae.